AUGGACGGCAGUUCGGGAGUCGCGAUCGCAGUGCCCUGCCUGGUUUUGUCGCCCGCUGGCCCCUCGCUCCCCGCCAAUGGCAAGGGGGCGGCGGGUGCCGGCGCGACGGUGCCGUCCGCAGACGGCCUCCUGGGACCCGCCUCGCCUCUCGUCAAGUCCAGCGUAGGCGAGGUCGCCAUGAUCAACACACACGAGUCGGCAUCAUCGGUGGGCGGUAGCCCAGUUCGGGUGCCGGGGUUGGAUGGCGCGGACGGCAUCCGCAUAGCGCUCGUGAGGACGGAGACGGGGGAGGCGGUGCCCGUUGUGAUCGGCGGCGCGCCGGGCGCGGAAAAUGAUCCCGAUCUCGCGGCGUCUGUCAUCAGGCUGUGCAGCACGGCCAGCGAGGCGGGGGGCAAGCCCGGCGUGCAGGGGGCCAAGGGGGCCGUUCCCGCCGGGUGGUCGGACGAAUCGGAGCGCCUGGCGCAGUACAACGAGACCGUGACGCUGCUGAUGCAGACGGAGCCCGGGGACAAGGACUCCACGACGUCGGAGGCCACCAACCAGGACAGCAACAGCAACAGCUCCGGCGGGGACACGGGCUCCGAGGCGCCCGCCGUCGAUCUGGGCAGUAAAUGGCCGGAGGCGGCCGCGCGGGCGCCCGCCCUGGCGCACGGGGGAUGGCAUGGCGCGAGGCGCUUUUUGGGAACCCGCGGCCCCUGGCUGGGCAGUCGCAUGGCGAUUGGACAGGGCCAGCAAGGAAACGGGGACGGGAAGAUGGGCGAAAGGCGUCCUGGGCGUGCGGAUGUCCGCGGCCCGGACUGCGAAGACGGCGGCGUCGGCGCGAUGCUGAGGGCCGUGGAGGCGGGGCUGCGGACGAUGCGGCCGACGGCCGCCGCCCUGGCCGGGAUGGGCGACGGCCGGUCGGACGCCGAGCGCGACCUGAAGGCGCACGGAGAGGGCGUCGGGGUGGCCUGCUAUGUCGCCUGCCAGCAGCUGGAGAGCAAGCAGCAGCAGGAGCAGCGGAAGCAGGCGCGGGAGCAGCAGCAGCAGCAGCAGCAGCUGGCGCUGUGUUGGCAUGCCUACCUAUCUGGACUGUACAAUGGUUACGGUCUGGCCUCUGGGCCUGCCUCUGGACCGCCUGCACCCCGCUCUCCCCCACCCUUCUCCACCCUGCAACACAGGCCUCUGCCCUCUGGGUGGGUGCUCAAUACGAGCACACCAGCAAACAUUAAGGAAGUCCAGGAGGCUGAGGACGAUGAUCACGUGGCUGGCUUCGAUUACUGCGGGCAGAAGCGCUUCAGGGCUGAAGAAGAGAUGCACUGCAUCAAGUUGCGCCUUACAAAGAAGGGGAGGAAGAGGGUUGAGGAUAGGGUGUGCAGCAAUUGUUGCACGCGGACCACGCCGUUUUGGAGGAAGGAUAGGCACUCUGGGAAGCCAUUGUGCAAUGCUUGUGGUUUGUAUUUUUCAAAGAAUGACGUCCCAAGGCCUGUCUCCCUGUGGCGGAAUGCUGGAGGGUCAGGUGACCCUUAG
Ostreobium quekettii is the source of this 1509-nucleotide messenger RNA. The record is from the annotation of a GenBank genome assembly. NCBI's taxonomy places the organism in Eukaryota, Viridiplantae, Chlorophyta, Ulvophyceae, Bryopsidales, Ostreobiaceae.